CCAAUGAAAGGCUGGGGUAAACUUCCGCACCUCUCCCAUCUCAGCUCCCCCCUCCCCCCGCACAAACAGGCCGGGGAGAGGUGGGGGGGAUUUCCAAGCCUCAGCUCCUCGCAGUUUCCUCUCCUUGUUUUGCUUUCGAUCUGGACUCUUCUCAGCCAAAGCAGAGGGAGUAACUUUUAGUUUUGCUCCUGCGAUUAUUCAGCUGAGUGUUUUCAUUUCCAUUUUGCAUCCCCUGGCAACAGCGUUAACCUUGAGGAAUUAUAUAAAUACCGCGAAUAACACAUUAAACAAGGUAACAAUGCCUGUGGAAAGAAUGCGGAUGCGUCCAUGGCUGGAAGACCAAAUAAAUUCAAACACAAUACCAGGGUUAAAAUGGCUAAAUAAGGAGAAGAAGAUUUUUCAGAUUCCCUGGAUGCACGCUGCACGACAUGGGUGGGAUGUUGAAAAAGAUGCUCCUUUAUUUAGAAACUGGGCAAUUCACACAGGAAAAUUUCAACCAGGAGUAGAUAAACCUGAUCCAAAGACAUGGAAGGCAAACUUCCGAUGCGCUAUGAACUCCUUGCCUGAUAUAGAAGAAGUCAAAGACAAAAGUAUAAAGAAAGGAAACAAUGCCUUCAGGGUUUACAGGAUGCUACCCUUAUCCGAAAGGCCUUCCAAAAAAGGAAAGAAACCAAAGACUGAGAAGGAUGACAAAUCCAAACAAAUAAAGCAAGAACCAGUUGAGUCAUCUUUUGCAGUGACUAAUGGAAUAACUGAGGUCUCUUCUGACUGCUUCCUACCCUCCACUAUAAAAAGUGAAGUUGACAGUACUGUGAACAUUGUAGGACAGCCCCACCUUGAUGGCAAUACUGAGGAGCAGGUGAUAGUUGCCAAUCCUCCUGAUGUUUGCCAAGUAGUAGAGGUGACAACAGAGUGUGAUGAGCAGCCCCUCAGCAUGAGUCAGCUAUACCCUCUGCAGAUCUCCCCAGUCUCCUCCUAUGCAGAAAGUGAAACGACGGACAGUAUUCCCAGUGAUGAAGAAAAUGCAGAGGGUCGGAUUCAUUGGCAAAAGAAAAACAUUGAAGGCAAACAGUAUCUGAGCAACCUGGGUAUGAGGAACACUUCUCAUAUUCUUCCCAGUAUGGCUACUUUUGUGACUUCCAACAAGCCUGACCUCCAGGUCACUAUCAAAGAAGAAAGCUCCCCACUGCCUUACAACAGCUCCUGGCCCCCUUUCCCAGCUAUCCCUCUCCCACAAGUAGUGUCUUCAGCUUCUGCCAGCAGCAGCAGGCCAGACCAUGAGACACGGGCUAGUGUCAUCAAGAAAACAUCAGACAUCACCCAGUCGAGAGUCAAGAGCUGCUAAGCCUUUGACUGUGUCUGUUUAGUUUUGGUUUGUUUUUGUAUUUUAUGUCUCUCUAGAAGAGGUGCAACUCUGACGCACAUUAGACAAAUCUAAGGGAAAGCCUUGACAAUAUAGAACAUUGCUGUGUCCGACUCCAGUACUGGAGCUUUUUAACUCAGGACUCCAGCCAUCAGUAUGUAUACCUGAAACCAGAUGGAUUUCCAAGGUUACUGCAUAGGAAAAACAGAACUUUGGCCCACUUAUAUAAGUUCCAGUACUUCAUAAGAGGACCAACAACCACAAGGGAAGUGGUGUUGCGGCACUUCUUGCAGUCAAGGCUGUGAUGGAACUGAAAGCCUCAGAAUGGAAGAGAAAAUGUGAACUAGCUGGAAUUUUUUUUAAAUAAAAAAAAAUCUAUUGUGAAUAUGUACAUAGUGCAGUACUAGCAACAUUGCAGUCUGCUUCUGCACCUUAUUAAAAAGCACUUACGAAAAGGCCUUUUAUUACCUUGCUCUAAUGAAUGGCACAUUCAAAGCCCCCUCCCAUCUUUAUUCUUUUCCAAGGCUAUUCUUUCUAACAAGUCUUGAGAAGUAUGGGAAAGAAAAGGAAGGUGAACCUUCCUAUAUGGAUUUCACACAUUAAGACUGCUUUUCUCGUGUUUGUUUCUAAUCUGCUAUGCUUGAAUGCCGCGUGGUACAAUAGGAAGAAAAAUAUUACAGAGAUAUUAUGCAAAUUCCCAGAUUUCAAGAAGGAAAAAAAUACUCUAAUUCUAACCAGAGCAAGCUUUUUUAUUUUUUAUACAGGGGAAUAUUUUAUUCAAAGUAAAAUUCUAAAGUGAAUAUAAUUGUUUUUUUUUAAAUCUUUUCUACAGCAAAUUUAUAAUUUUAAGAUUCAGUUCUUGGUGGGUUAUCAGCAGUUAUUACAUCCUUGUGGCACAUUUUUUUAAUUUUGUAAAGGUGAAAUAGCUUUUAUGAGCUCAUGUAGCAAUCAAAUUAUCCUGUGGAUUGAUAAUAAAUAUGAUAUAGUUAAAUUUUUAA
Molecule: messenger RNA, 2361 nt
Organism: Dermochelys coriacea (leatherback sea turtle)
Lineage: Eukaryota; Metazoa; Chordata; Testudines; Dermochelyidae
Gene: IRF2
Product: interferon regulatory factor 2
Exons: 9
Coding region: 299-1345 (348 amino acids)
Biological process (GO): immune system process; regulation of transcription by RNA polymerase II
Cellular component (GO): nucleus
Molecular function (GO): DNA-binding transcription factor activity, RNA polymerase II-specific; RNA polymerase II cis-regulatory region sequence-specific DNA binding
Source: RefSeq, a predicted model, not a curated record